This is a messenger RNA of Pseudoliparis swirei, 5852 nucleotides long. Its product is annotated as ras-specific guanine nucleotide-releasing factor 1-like. Lineage: Eukaryota; Metazoa; Chordata; Actinopteri; Perciformes; Liparidae. Gene Ontology annotation, cellular component: plasma membrane. Gene Ontology annotation, molecular function: protein binding; guanyl-nucleotide exchange factor activity. The record is from RefSeq and is a predicted model, not a curated record. The transcript has 27 exons. Bases 1 to 3795 code for a protein of 1264 amino acids. Gene Ontology annotation, biological process: Ras protein signal transduction; positive regulation of GTPase activity.
AUGCAGAAAGGGAUGCGACUCAACGACGGCCACAUCACCUACCUGGCUCUGCUGGCGAAGAAGGACGGCACGCGGAGAGGUUGCCUGAGUAGGAAGAGCUCCGACAACACGAAAUGGCAUUCAAAGUGGUUCGCCUUGUUGCAGAACAUGCUGUUUUAUUUCGAGAACGACUCCAGCUCGCGACCCUCCGGACUGUACCUGUUGGAGGGAUGCGCGUGCGACCGCGCGCCGUCGCCCAAACUGUCGCUCUCCGCGAAGGAAUGCUUAGAGAAGCAGUACUACUUUACCGUCACGUUCAAUCAUGACAACCAGAAGGCUUUGGAGCUCCGCACGGAGGACGUCAAGGACUGCGACGAGUGGGUGGCUGCCAUCACACAGGCCAGUUACAGGAACCUGGCUACAGAGCACGAGACCCUCAUGCAGAAGUAUCUCCAUCUACUCCAAAUAGUGGAGACGGAGAAAAUGGUUGCCAAGCAACUUCGACAACAGAUAGAGGACGGGGAGAUCGAGAUAGAGCGGCUAAAAUCGGAGAUCGCCGGGCUGCUGAAGGACAACGAGAAGAUCCAGUCCAAUCCAGAGGUUCCUCUCAGUGAAGACGACUUGGAAAUCAAGAAGAUCAAAAAGGUCCAGAGUUUCCUACGAGGUUGGCUCUGCCGCAGGAAGUGGAAAACCAUCAUCCAGGACUACAUCCGUUCGCCCCACGCCGAAAGCAUGAGGAAGAGGAACCAGGUGGUGUUCAGCAUGCUGGAGGCCGAGGCCGAAUACGUCCAGCAGCUCCACAUCCUGGUCAACAACUUCCUGCGGCCGCUUCGCAUGGCCGCCAGCUCCAAGAAGCCGUCCAUCACGCACGACGACGUCAGCAGCAUCUUCCUGAACAGUGAGACCAUCAUGUUCCUCCAUCAGAUCUUCUACCAGGGCCUGAAGGCCCGGAUAGCCAGCUGGCCGACACUUGUGCUGGCCGACCUGUUCGACAUCUUGCUGCCGAUGCUCAACAUCUACCAGGAGUUUGUGAGGAACCACCAGUACAGCCUGCAGAUCCUGGCCCACUGCAAACAGAACCGGGACUUCGACAAGCUGCUGAAGCAGUACGAGGCCAAGCCCGACUGCGAGGAGAGGACCCUGGAGACCUUCCUCACGUACCCCAUGUUUCAGAUCCCUCGUUACAUCCUGACGCUGCACGAGUUGCUGGCUCACACCCCCCAUGAGCACGUGGAGAGAAACAGUUUGGACUACGCCAAGUCAAAACUGGAGGAGCUUUCCAGAAUCAUGCACGACGAGGUGAGCGAGACGGAGAACAUCAGGAAGAACCUGGCCAUCGAGCGGAUGAUCGUGGAGGGCUGCGAAGUGCUGCUGGACACCAGUCAGACCUUCGUCAGGCAAGGUUCCCUAAUCCAGGUGCCGAUGAGCGAGAAAGGGAAGAUCACGAGAGGCCGACUGGGCUCUCUGUCUCUGAAGAAAGAAGGCGAGCGACAGUGUUUCCUCUUCUCCAAACAUCUCAUCAUCUGUACCCGCGGCUCCGGGGGGAAACUACACAUCACUAAGAAUGGAGUGAUCUCGCUCAUCGACUGCACGCUGAUGGAGGAGCCGGAGGUGGAUGACGAGUCCAAGGGGGAGCGCGGCGGCCAGGACGUGGAGCACCAGGACUUUAAAGUGAUGGUGGAGCCCAAAGACGUCCAGCCCUUCACCAUCAUCCUGGUGCCUUCGUCCCGACAGGAGAAAUCAGCGUGGACCAGCGACAUCAGCCAGUGCAUUGACAACAUCCGCUGCAACGGUCUGAUGAUGAACACCUUCGAGGAGAACAGUAAAGUCACCGUGCCGCAGAUGAUCAAGUCGGACACCAGCUUGUACUGCGACGACGUCGACAUCCGCUUCAGCAAGAUGAUGAACUCCUGCAAGGUUCUGCAGAUCCGCUACGCCAGCGUGGAGCGGCUGCUGGAGCGGCUGACCGACCUGCGCUUCCUCUCCAUCGACUUCCUGAACACCUUCCUCCACUCCUACCGCGUCUUCAGCAGCGCCGACGUGGUGCUGGACAAGCUCAUCACCAUCUACAAGAAGCCCAUCAGUGCCAUCCCUGCACGUUCUUUGGAGCUUUUCUUCGCCAGCAGCCAGAACAACAAACUCCUGUUCGGCGAGUCGCCCACGUCGCCGCGCGCCAGCCGCAAGUUCUCCUCCCCUCCUCCGCUCUCCAUCGGCAAGACGUCGUCGCCCAACCGCCGGCGCAAGCUUUCGCUCAACAUCCCCAUCAUCACGGGGGGCAAAGCCGCCCUGGACCUGUCGGCGCUGGUGUGUUCCCCCAACGGCUACGCCUGCGCGCACGCCGCCGCGUCGCCCUUCAGUAAGGCCGCCCACGACGUCCACAAGCUUCACCUGUCCGGCGGCGCCGCGGCCGGCAAGAUCCCCGACGAGGGGGAGGCCAAAGCCGAGGGCAAGGGGGAGGAGUCUGUCCUCAACAAGCAAGGUCAGGAGCACCAUCGUUCCGUGAGAGAGGAAUGUGGUGAGGAUCCGAGGCAGAGCAAGGACGUAGAGGCCGAGAUGUCUCCUCCCAAAUCACCGUCGACACCCAAGAACGUCAAGUCCAAAAACUCCGGUGCGUUCUCCCUGUUUUCCUUCAACAACGGCAUGGUGGUGUCCUCGUGCCGGGAGCUGGACAACAACCGCAGCGCCCUCUCUGCCGCCUCGGCCUUCGCCAUCGCCACGGCCGGCGCCAAUGAAGGCACGCCGACCAAGGAGAAGUAUCGCCGCAUGUCGCUCGCCAGCACGGGUUUUCCAACGGACCAGAGAAACGGGGACAAAGAGUUUGUUAUCCGGAGAGCUGCCACCAACCGAGUCCUGAAUGUGCUGCGUCACUGGGUCUCCAAACACUCACAGGACUUUGAUCUCAACACAUGCGGGCUAAAGAUGCGGGUAAUCAGCUUCCUGGAGGAGGUGAUGCACGACCCGGAGCUCCUGACGCAAGAAAGAAAAGCAGCUGCCAACAUCAUCAGGACUCUCACUCAAGAGGACCCUGGAGACAACCAGGUGACACUGGAAGAGAUCAGACAGAUGGCCACUGAAGACUGUAAGACCGAGCCGUUUGAGAGCCACUCCGCCCUGGAUAUCGCUGAGCAACUCACGCUGCUGGACCACCUGGUCUUCAAGGUCAUCCCCUAUGAGGAGUUCUUCGGUCAGGGCUGGAUGAAGAACGACAAGAACGAGAGAACUCCUGAUAUUAUGAAGACGACCAAACAUUUCAACGAUAUCAGCAACAAGAUCGCCACGGAGAUCCUGCAGUGGGACGACGUCAACCUCCGAGUGGCGGUGAUUGAGAAAUGGGUGGCGGUGGCCGACAUCUGCCGCUGCCUCCACAACUACAACGCCAUGCUGGAGAUCACGUCCUCUCUCAACCGCAGCUCCGUCUUCCGCCUCAAGAAGACCUGGCUCAAAGUCUCCAAGCAGACAAAGACCGUGAUCGACAAGUUACAGAAGCUGGUGUCAUCGGAAGGGCGAUUCAAGAACCUGAGAGAAGCUCUGAAGAACUGUGACCCGCCCUGUGUUCCCUACCUGGGAAUGUACCUGACUGACCUGGCCUUCAUCGAGGAGGGAACGCCCAACUACACCGAGGACAGCCUGGUUAACUUCUCCAAGAUGAGAAUGAUAUCUCACAUUAUCAGAGAAAUACGUCAAUUUCAGCAAACGGCUUACAAGAUUGAUUAUCAACCAAAGGUCGCUAAGUACUUGCUGGACAGCAGUACAACGCUGGAUGAGGAGAGCAUGUACGACGCGUCUCUGAGGAUCGAGCCCAAAACUUUAUCAUGAAGAUGAUGUCUCUCUCUCUCUCUCUCUCUCUCUCUCUCUCUCUCUCAACCCUUAUAUGGAUCAACUUACAAGUUAUUUAUUAUCAUGUGCACAACAAUUACAGAGAAGCGGUCAUUGGCAAUGAAACUCUUAGAUCUCAGGUUCACUCCAACAGUGAUUACUCAAAUAAAAAUGUAAAUCUACAACAUGAAAGUUGAAAAUAUAAGGAUAAAAAUGAACCUAUAAAAAAUCUCAAAUUAAAUAAUAUGUAAUUGUGGUAAACAUUAAUUGCUAAAUGAAAUUAACAGGUUUAAAAAACAGUGAGUUAAGGUCUAUAGAGGGAAAGUGGUCCCUGAUAACCCCGUUGGCCUUCUACCUGCACCUUUGGGUGCAGAGGUUGAGGGAAGGCAGCUCCGUCCUGGUGAUGCGUAGUUGUUCACCUCCCUCUGCAAUGCUUUCGAUGGAGAGGGCGGUGCAACCGGCGUACCAGGCGGGCGAUGCAGCCGGUCAGCCAGUGUCGAGGAGUGUACAAGAACAAUAUAUCAUAAUGUACAUAAACUAUUAUUUGUAUUAGACACAGUAGGCCGUGCCCUCUUAGUAUGUGCUCCCCAAUGGACUCGUUAGUGUAUAAUCGUUAUUAGAGACUGAGUAGAAGCCCAGAGAGGUUUUAUUUAUAUAGUUACAGAGUAUUUAUAUGUUAUUUCUCGUCUUAUGAUACAUUUAUUUUCAACCACAUGAGCAAACAGAUGAGAGAGUAUAUAGAGAAGCUAUUUAGUCAGAUCCUAAUGGGAAUGUGCAGUCUGGAAAAAAAAGGCGGUGGUCACGUGAUGAUCAACUGGCCCCAUCCAUGGUAGUCACAUGAUGAAAAAACUGUCUCUAAACAUGUCCCCACUCACACAUUCUGCCUGGUUACAACAGCUAUUUCUUCGGCCUAUUGGUCCUCAAGUGUAAGAUCUUAAAUUUAAAAUGAAUACAAAUAUCCGUUAAUCCGUUAAUCAAAGUCGUGUAGUCCUUCGGACGUCAGUCCUGGUGGAUUUGCAUAAAGAGCGAGAAUGGCAAAAAAUGUUGAGGGUUUGACUUUUAUGACACUUUUAUUAAAAAAACGUUUCUACCCAGAGAAAUAAAGGGAGUGAAAAGUGGGAGUGCUGUGGUGGGAGACGAACUGAAACAAGAAUACCUGCUGAUUUCUGCUUGAGCUGGUUUUCUGUUUAGAGAUAUGGGUUUUUAAUGCUUUGCUUAUUAUUACCUUAUUCCCCUGGUGGGCAACAUGAUGUAUAUACAGCGUAAGCACCGGGCAGUGUAUGUAGCAGACGUAACCAAUAUUGAGCCACUUCAGGAAGUUAAAUAUCGAGACAGCAAGAGCAUAGUUUUUAAUGGUUAAUCCUCUUUGGCCAGUGUAUUAUGGUUUUGCCUUAAUCAUGAAAAUAGAUUAUAUACAAAAGUAUCUAAACUAUUUUACAAAUUUGCCAAUGAAGCAGAAAUAUUUGCUGUGUACAACAUUGUGUACAGGCAGUCUGAUGCAUUUCCUAACGUUGCAAUGAGUUUAAAAAACAAACAUAUCCCUCGAAAUGUGUUAUCCUCAUGAUCGUUCCAACUCUGUGAUAUGAUAACUUUUUCCCAUGUACGAUAAAAAGCAAAUGUUGAAAACAACUUGUAAGUGUAACACAAUCCGUGUCCUGUCUAUUCCAAAUGUGUUAGCGGGAACUAUACAGUAGUAAUAAUUGUGCUUAUUCUUGGAAUAUUUAUAGGUAUUUUUUACAGGCUUUGUAUAAAAAAGUAAAAUAAAACACCUAUAGCUUAAGUGGCAGGCAUGUACCACUUCGUGUUCAAAUCGAAAUCUAUAUCUAGAACAGUAUGUGUACUGUAUUUACCCCCCCCACCCCCCCCCCCACCCUUGCACAUGCAUCUUUAACCCUCUAAACAGGCACUUCCGGUGUUUGCAGUGAGCAAUACCCCGUGGUAUGAGAACUAUCUUUCGGUCUAUUUCAACAGCUUGAGUAGUAUUUCCAGUUUUGUAUGAAAGUGUAUUCUUUUCCUGAUUACCUCUUGUCAAUAAAUCUAUUUCUUUCUCAGGGGGA